CGCCAAGCAUCAGCAAGCGAAGUCCUUCACGCCGUCCACAACCGCCCCUCCUCGUCGUUUUCUCUGCUGCAAGACACAAAGAGAGUGUGCCCCGCACGUCGCUCCUCUUCCUACUUGUACUCUACGUGACAUCCAUCUCACACCCCCUCUUGCCCCCUUUCGCACUCCCCCCACUCGACGGGCACUCCUUAUCGGCACCUUGGCUCGCCACUGCUGCGACCGCCGCUGCCUCAAAAUCUCCAGCCCCUCCCAGCCCCCUCAUCCCCUCGCCGCUCCGCCUGCUGCGCACCUCGCUCUCGCUGUCUCUGUCAGCAUCAACAUCACCUUCCUCCCACUCUCCCACAGCCCCAUCGCACACCGCAUCACACCAAGCACCUGCUCCAUCUUCAGGUGACACCCGUGUCAAAACCUUUAGCGAGCACCUAAAACAGCUUUGCUCUCUGUAUCACCCACCUGCGCAAUGUCCAACCCGACCGAGCAGCAUGUGCGCCCGACGCUCCCCCAGCCCAAGCCCAAGAACGUAAUCUACGUCGAUCCCGAUGGAGAGGCCAACGAGACGCUCCCGCCGGUCAACGCCAUGGCGGAGGACUACUACGGCGGCAAGAAGGUCUACCCCCGCGCGCGUACCCUCUCCAACGCCGGCACGACGGGCACGACCAAGUCUCGCCCGAUGACCAUGAACGGCGAGACGAUCCAGCGUAACCGCCGUCUCUCGCACGACGAGGUGCCUUCCGCGCCGCGCCGCUUCCUCGUCGACGUCGAGGAGACGAUCCGUCUCGUUCUCGCGCAGGAGGACACCGACAACAACUGCCAGAUCUCGAUCCACGACUCUGGCCCCAAGCUCAUCUCGCUCGGUACGGCCAGCUCCAACGCGUACCGCACGUGGGAUGUGCGCGGCAACUACAUGCUGUCCAACCUGCUCCAGGAGCUCGCCCUCGCGCGCGACUAUGGCCGCCGCUUCAUCGUGCUUGACGAGGCGCGUCUCGCCGAGAACCCUGUGGAUCGCCUGUCGCGCAUGAUCAAGAAUUCCUUCUGGAACGCCCUGACCCGGCGGAUCGACGCACAGGGUAUCGAGGUGGCGGCGGCGGAUCCCAAGAACCGCUCCCGCCGCAACAUUGCGCGUAUCUACGUGCCGUUUGGCGAGGACGAGAUGUUUGAGCACUACAAGGGCAUUGCCAAGGAGAAGCCAGAGCUCAAGCUCGAGGUCAUCCAGCUGCCAAAGGACUGUGACGACCCGCAGUACGUCAAGUCGCUCAACGAGACCCCCGGUAUCCUGGCCCUGGCCAUGAAGAAGGUCGACGGCAAGCUCGAGGCCCUUCCGUUCGUCGUCCCCGGUGCGCGCUUCAACGAGAUGUACAACUGGGACUCGUACUUUAUGGCGCUCUCGCUUCUUGUCGACGGCCGCCUCGACCUCGCCAUGGCCAUUGUCGAGCACUUCAUCUUCCAGAUCAAGCACUACAACAAGGUGCUCAACGGCAACCGCACAUACUACCUGUGUCGUUCGCAGCCUCCUUUCCUCACCGACCUUGCGCUCCAGAUCUUCAACCAGAUGGACCGCAGCAAGAUGGCCGAGAACAAGGAGUGGCUCAAGCGUGCCAUUUCGGCCGCCAUCAAGGAGUACCACCGCUACUGGAUGCAGGAGCCCGCGCUCCACAUUGGUACUGGUCUCUCGCGCUACCGCCCCAAGGGUGUCGGUAUCCCUCCCGAGACCGAGGCGACCCACUUCACCCACAUUCUCCAGCCCUACGCCGACAAGUACGGCAUCUCGGUCAACGACUUUAUCGAGGGCUACAACGACGGCAAGAUUGUCGAGCCCGGUCUCGACGAGUACUUCCAGCACGACCGUGGUGUGCGCGAGUCGGGCCACGACACGACAUACCGCUUCGAGAAGAAGUGCGCCGACCUCGUCACUGUCGACCUCAACUCGCUGCUGUACAAGUACGAGAUUGACAUUGCUUCGGCGAUCGACUGCCUCUUCGACGACAAGUUUGAGCUCGAGGAGGAGUUUGAGCUCUCGCCCUGGCCCAUCACCGAGGAGGCAUUUGCGUCGUCUGAGCGCGAGCUCUCGACCUCGCGCCCGAUGAACUCGGCCGAGUGGUACGAGCGUGCCCGCGUCCGCAAGCAGCGCAUGGACGAGUACCUGUGGAACGACGGCCGCAGCAUGUACUUUGACUACGACACGAAGAAGAAGAAGCAGUCGCUGUACGAGUCGGUCACCACCCUCUGGCCUCUGUGGGCCGGAUGCGCGUCCGAGACGCAGGCGCUCAAGACGGUGCGCAACGCCAUGCCCAAGUUUGAGGUCGCCGGUGGCCUGGUAUCCGGUACCGAGGAGUCGCGUGGCCAGAUCUCGCUCGACCGCCCGAACCGGCAGUGGGACUACCCGUACGGCUGGCCUCCACACCAGAUCAUGGCGUGGGUCGGUCUCGAGCGCUAUGGCUUCCUGGACGACGCGGCACGCCUCGCCUACCGCUGGGUGUAUAUGAUGACCGUGUCGUUUGUCGACUUCAACGGCAUUGUGCCCGAGAAGUUUGACGUUGUCGGCCUCUCGCACAUGGUCGACGCCGAGUACGGCAACCAGGGCAUUGACUUCCGCUUCGUCCCUCGCGAGGGCUUUGGCUGGAUGAACGCGGCGUACCAGAUUGGCCUGCAGUGCUUGACGACGGGCAUGCGCCGUGCCGUGGCGACGUGCACCACGCCAUGGGAGUACUUUGGCCUCCCUACCCCCGACCUCCCCGCGAUCCGCAGGCGCGAGGACCGCGCCGCGGUCGAGGAGGCAGCCAAGAAGCGCGAGCGAAGGCCUUCGGCUGCUGGCGGGCUCACGUUUGCGCAGACGCUCGACAAGCUGCGCAACAUCAAGAUUGAAGAGAAGGGCAACUUUGGCCCCAGCAGCGUGGCCGGCCCGAGCGGAACGAGCAACUAGGACUCUUUGUAGUAGCAUUGAAGGCGGCAGCCUCACCAUAGAACGUUUUACAUCAACGGCAACAGUAGCCGGAAGCGUGUGUAGAUUGUACCGAUGGAGCAUUGUGUGACGCGAGUGCGAGCGCAGCGAGCACG
Vanrija pseudolonga is the source of this 3054-nucleotide messenger RNA. RefSeq names its product Neutral trehalase (gene treB). Lineage: Eukaryota; Fungi; Basidiomycota; Tremellomycetes; Trichosporonales; Trichosporonaceae. Gene Ontology annotation, biological process: trehalose catabolic process. Gene Ontology annotation, cellular component: cytoplasm. The record is from RefSeq and is a predicted model, not a curated record. The transcript has 4 exons. Gene Ontology annotation, molecular function: alpha,alpha-trehalase activity; calcium ion binding. Bases 461 to 2920 code for a protein of 819 amino acids.